Molecule: messenger RNA, 1207 nt
Organism: Myripristis murdjan (pinecone soldierfish)
Lineage: Eukaryota; Metazoa; Chordata; Actinopteri; Holocentriformes; Holocentridae
Product: GTPase IMAP family member 8-like
Exons: 6
Coding region: 38-1207 (389 amino acids)
Molecular function (GO): GTP binding
Source: RefSeq, a predicted model, not a curated record
CCGGAUAUCAGAGAUCUUCAACCUCAACAAGACGAUCAUGGCCAGCGAACUUCCUCAGCCUGGCUCUGGCCUCAGCUCUGACCUGAGGGUGGUGCUGGUUGGUCAGGAAAGAGUGGGGAAGAGCGCAGCAGGAAACACCAUCCUGGGAAGGGAGGAGUUUGUCUCUGGCUUGAGUUUCAAAGCGCUGACGCUGAAAAGUGAGAGGAGAGGAGGUGAUGUGUUGGGCCGCAGAGUCGCCAUGGUUGACACCCCUGGGCUCUUCAGCAGCCAGCUCUCUGAAGAGGAAGUGAAGGCCCAGCUGGAAGAAGCCCUGCGGCUUGUGGAGAGUUCUGCUGUUCCUUGUGGGAGGGAUAUUCAGAAUAUUAAGUUGGUCUAUCAGGGCAUCAUCAGGCGAAAGGGAGAGAGAAAGAUCUUCAACCUCAACAAGACGAUCAUGGCCAGCAAACUGUCUCAGCCUCAGAAACCACUAACAGAGAAACAAGAACUACGGAUUGUGCUCGUUGGGAAGACUGGAGUUGGGAAAAGUUCAACUGGAAACACCAUCUUGAGGAGAAAAGCUUUUUCCUCUAAGCUGUCCUUUUCUGCAGUGACAGAAAUUAAUAGAAAGGAAAAAGGAGAGUUUGAUGGCCAGCCUCUGGCUGUUAUUGAUACUCCAGGUCUGUUUCCCCCUGAAAAUAAACAGGGCCACGCUGACUGGCGUGACAAAACUAAACGAGAUGAGGUGCUGAAAGAGGUCAUAAGAUGCAUCUCACUUGCUGCUCCUGGUCCUCAUGUGUUCCUGGUUGUGCUCCAGCUGGACAGAUUCAUACCAGACGAACAGAAAACAGUGGAAAUCAUUCAGGCAAUCUUUGGCAAACAAGCAGAAAGUUAUACUAUGGUCCUGUUCACCCAUGGAGAUGAUCUGGAAGAUGAAGGAUGCUCUGUAGAAGAAAAAAUUGGUGAAAAGCAAAAUCUCAAAGACUUCAUCCAGAAAUGCCAUGGAGGAUAUCAUGUUUUCAACAACAGAAGCAAGGAUCCAUCUCAAGUCGCUGAGCUGCUGCAGAAGAUCAAAAAUAUGGUGCAGAGAAAUGGAGGAAGCCACUACACCAAUGAAAUGCUCCAAGAGGCUGAGGCAGCCAUAAGAGUAGAAAUGAUAAGACUCAUGAGAAAUGACCCCAAACUGACACAAGAAGAAGCAGGCGAUGCUGAUAAAUGCAUCAUACAGUGA